Messenger RNA from Physella acuta, 2114 nucleotides. RefSeq lists its product as uncharacterized. Lineage: Eukaryota; Metazoa; Mollusca; Gastropoda; Physidae. The record is from RefSeq and is a predicted model, not a curated record.
CGGAUCCUUUCCACAGCCAGUGCAAGGCUAAGGAAGUUAGAAAGACCAUUUCUAUCUCAAUUAUAUGGAUUUAUAGUGGACAGUUGUUAAACAAAGGCAGAUUCAUCCAUCAAAUGAUGGAAGCAGAUAAACAGACAACUUGCCAAACCGGCGCCCCCGGCACAGAGCAAGAUGCCACGAAGCCACCCUACAAGCCACCAGAGCGCACGAUGCUACAGAGUCUUCGCCACGAGAUCUACAUCGAGGUGUUGAUUCCGUUAUACAUAUAUGCCAGGUUCUUUGUCACGUUGGUGAUUCUGGCAGCGUUCUCUGGGUGGCACAUGCACGUGACCCUUGAGCACUUUGAAGUAUAUGAGCUCUUUUGUAGAAAGGAUUUAUCAUUGCGCAGAGCAAUUUGGACAUCCCUUCCUGCUGUUCUCACUAUUUGCGCAAACAUGUUCAUACUUUUACAGUGUGUUCGCCGGAAAAUCAGAUUCCUCCCAAGUGAUCCUUUAACUCCUGAAGAACUUCGGAAACUGAGCGCUCCUCGAGACAAGAGGAAAAAAGACAAGAAUUUAAAGGAUAGGCCAGUUUUUACCUUUGAUUUGGAUGACGUCAUUUGUCGUUACGCUAUGAAGAAGUUGCCAGAGGAAAUAGACUAUGACGAAAGGUAUAUGCUGGAUCUAAGCGACAAGGAAUCUUACACCUGUGAUGUGGACUGGUCGGCGCUGACCAUCGAACACAAGGUCACCAAGUUUUCUCCCAAGGUGAAGGACGGAACUGUCAUCGACCCUCACCGGGGUGACGUAGCUGCAGGCUCACAAUGGGUGACGCUCUUGUCACGUUACUAUGACAACCAAACCGAUUGUAAACAAAGUCAUGCCUUUAGAGGAUCACGUGACACAACAUCGUGGGUGGACGUGGACCUGGAACAAUGUUACACGGUCAACAAGAAGGUAUCUGCCAUGUUAAAUCUACCUCCAAACUUAAAAGUGGGCAACGACAACACCCUCAACCUAAACAAGGUCAGAGGUGAAGUGUUCCAAAAGGCUCACACCUGGGAGAUCAACACACAGGUUGAAGUUGAGCCAUCGUCUCGAGCCCAUGCUCAGCUGUUAGCGAAACAAGAGUGCUCUGUAUAUGACUUUGAAAUUCGAACCACUUUUUCCAACCGCAAAGGUUUGAUCCCUGUUUGGGUGAUAGGACACGAUGAACACGAGCUCGCAUUUGACAUGUAUAUCGAACACCUGCAUGAGGCUUUUAGGCUUGUGGAAGAGGGCGGAGUUCUUAAACCAGAAGAAAAGGCUUGUGUACGUAUGACGGUCGAGAAAUGGGUAGACCAAGAUGGCGAUGAGCACUCGGCCACCUUCCCCCAGAUCAUCACCCGGGGCUCCUGUGUCUGCGUCAGCUGGACUGACCAGACAGUGGACAUCAAGACCAGUCCAUUGUCAAUGGACGAGUCCACUGGUGAUGGGGACCACAACAUGAUCAACACGCCCGCCGGUCGCACUGAAGAAGACCCAGGCGUCAAUUCAUUUGUUGUCGUCGGUUAGCCAGACCAUCGUUUGCUGCUUGUAUCAACUUGAAAGCCAAUCCAAUUAAUUACAAGUCAUACAUAAAAUUUUAAUUAGGCUUAAGCCUAACUCUAAACAGAAAUGUUAGUCCUAUGAUACUAUAGCAGUGCUUCUGCUAAUUUAUAGAAACAUUUUUACGUAGUUUUUGCCAAAUCACUAUCUAAUCUAGACUAGUAAGCGAGAAUUUUUAAAAAUUACCUUGCACGCAUAAUAAGUAUAAUAUUUUUAACUAUAUUAUGUCGAACGUUUUCCACCGCUAAGUCAUGCGUUUUUAUUUUUUUUUUUUUUUACAAAUGUCCAUCAAAAAGGAAACAACCAAUGUAUUGUGGCAAUUCUUUAAAUUCGUUAUUUAGAACUUGAGAGUAAAUUUAAAACAUUUUAUUUCUUCAGAAAUAUCUUUGGCAACGUUAAAAAGUCUCGAGCUUUUGAUUAAAGAGGAACUAAAAAUGAAGUGGAAAUAUUUUAUAAAAUAAGUAAAAGGUUUUUUCAUUACAUUAUUAUUCUUUUAUAUAUUCUUAUAUACUCUUUUAUAAAAUGAAUAAAAAUUCUUUAAUUUAUUAA